Messenger RNA from Arthroderma uncinatum, 2013 nucleotides. RefSeq lists its product as uncharacterized. The coding region runs from base 1 to 2013 and encodes 670 amino acids. NCBI's taxonomy places the organism in Eukaryota, Fungi, Ascomycota, Eurotiomycetes, Onygenales, Arthrodermataceae. The record is from RefSeq and is a predicted model, not a curated record. The transcript has 2 exons.
AUGGCAUCUGGCUCGCAGCAGAAUACCAACAAUGACUUUGUGGACCAUACGCAACAGCCUCAGGUUCAGCAACAGCAUCACAUUGACGGGGGUACAUCUCAUUCAAGCAAUAGCAACGUCGGUGUCUCGCCAGAGUACACUACUGAUAAUCAUCUUGCUGGACUUGUUCAAGCUGCAACUGCGGCUGCUGGACAGGACGUUGGGUGGGCGCAGAACGAUGACAGUGACAUGAUGGCGGCUGGUCAUGGCCGGGCGAUCCAGAGCCACCUGGAUAGUUAUGGCGUUGGCAUGCACCUGGAUGACAAUGGUUUUGCGACGACUAGCCAAACCGGCCAUCCGUUUGGUGGUAUACCUACCAGCGGAGACUCCGCAGUAGGCGUAGACAGAUCAAUGAGUGCAUCAAAUUCAACGGGCAGUGCGACAACGCGGAAACGAAAGCGGAACCAGUCCAAUGUUGACCCAGCCAUGACUUCAGCCACGGCGCGGUUCAGAUUUGGGGAUGGAGAUGAAAGUCUUCACACCCAGGAAGUGACGGUUACCCAAGCUCCUUCUGAAAAUGAUGGAAGCUCUUUGGAUAUCCGAGAGAUGCCGCCUCAAAGAGUAAUAUCCGAUGCUCGUGCAGCGGGUGUCCAUUCUGCCGUUGCCCUCUUCAGACAGCCAUCUGCGACGAGCAAGAAAGCUACGCGCCCGCCGAUGUCGAAGAUGUUUGCUUCCUUGGAAUUAUCACCGGAGAAUUUUCUUCACCUUCAAGCUGCUGCAAAGGCAUAUAUGCUUGAUGAAAAUCACCCUGAACGACGUGACUGCGUCGGUCAGAGAGGACGGGGGGACACCGAGAUGGUAAAGCUACGAUUGUGGAACUGUGUUGGCGAUUUUCUUGAGCGGGAAGGAAAUGGGUUACGAUUUUUUGGAGAAAAUGCUGUGAACGAGGGCGUAGGCCCAAGGGAGAUGAUAUGGCCUAGGGAUGAUCAGAAAAUCAUUUCACUCGUCAUUCCUCUCCUUAGACGUAUGGUUACCAACGAACGACAGCGCCAAUAUGCCAUCGAAACACGGAAAGGAGGCAACACUGAGGAUAAGGAGAAACGAAAUUCAGCAACUGUGUCGGACACCAUACCCGAAAGCGUGCAGCGAUAUCACCAGCCACCUCCUAACAACAACACCGAGCUUGGGAUGUUAGGUUUAAUAAGGACUGAAUACCCUACCUACCCAACGGAUUGGGACUCUGUCGCACGCUCAUAUGAUACGUAUAACCAGGGUUACCGUUUGGAUAACCUUGGAUCGAUUUCCGGCUUGUCUCAGCAAGAUUGGUGGGGACUAGUUGCAACAGUCGACUGCCAUUAUCAGCUUGACCAUGGUGGAGAUGCGACACUGUGUACGGAUAGCUGCCAGGAGUGCACCGUUAACCACAUAAUGUCGUCUGAGUCCAUGUCCGAAAUAAACUUUCGAAUAAGCGGCGAAGAAGACAUUGCUGCGCGCAAUUAUUUCGCAAGUGGUAUAACCCGUGAUGUAACCCGCAUAGUGAAAAGCCAUCUUCUGGAGCAUCCGAACAUCCAACAAAAUAACGGCGACGCCCACCAACAUCAUCCUCAAUUUCCAACAUCAGCGCCGAUGAUCCAGCAACCCGACCACCAGCAACCCGACCACCAGGUACAGAUACAGCAGGAACUAGAGCAACAGCCACAACAUCACCAAGUGCCUGACUCUCUGCCCGUGACAGUAUCGAUCAAUAUUAUACAAGAUCAAGAACACAAACGGAUAUAUCCUCGUUUCCAGGUCACCGCUAACCAGUGCGCUGAUCUACCUACCUUGCUUAACACCAUCCGUCAAUACUACCAUGGGCAAACUAACAACCAGGCCCCACAGACUAUGCGCGUUAGAGCAUGGUUGGAUGAUGGGCUUCAGCCAAUACUUAACGAUACGCAGUGGCUGGCUGCGUUAGUCAUGGCCAGCGAAAUAGAGUGGAUGGAUGACGAGUUGAAGGUCAUCGUGGAUAAAUUUGAAGGUAUCUCCGUAUAG